ACUUUUAAAAAAAAAACUUAUAUAACCGAAAAAAGUUGUACAUCUCCUGUUUACACGAAUUUUGUGAAUCAAAUGCGAAGAUAUUUAAAUUCAAGGUUCAUCUCAAAGAUUUGUAUCUUUAUCACGCUGGGAAAAUUCUGUUUUGAUUUUUAAAAGAACCUUAUCAAAAGAAAAAUGUAUUGGAUUGUUCUGGUGGUGCUUUGUUGUUCGAAAGUGUUUAAAGAAGUUUCCUGUGAAGGAUGGAAUUACAACAGUUCUUCAAGUGAAGGACCAGCUAAUUGGAAGGAUACUUACCCCAAGUGUGGUGGAAAGAAACAGUCUCCAAUAAAUAUUGUUGAAGCUGACGUGACAUAUAACUCUGACUUAAAAGCAUUAACGUUGAGUGACUAUAACCUCACCACGGGACUCACCUACGAAUUAACCAAUCACGGACAUACAAUUCAAGUGAACAUUUUGAAAGAUGGAACAUCCGAUAAGAGUCCGAUUAUGAUUGGACAUAAAGGUGUUACAUACAGGCUGGCACAAUUUCAUUUCCACUGGGGAAGUGAUAACAACCGUGGUUCAGAACACACUUUAAACAAAAAACAGUUCCCUGCUGAGAUGCAUUUGGUGCAUUUCAAUGCAAAGUACACAAGUGUCUCAGAGGCAGCUUCAAAAUCAGACGGGCUUCUUGUUUGGGGACAUUUUAUAGAGACCGGAAGUACUGAAAAUAGUGCUUUUCAAACAUUUGUCAAAGAAUUUCCAUCUGUUACGGACAAAGAUGAAAAAAAGAACAUCCCUGCUUUUCCCAUCUCGUCGCUCAUACCAGCAGAUUCAACCGGGAAUUAUUUCACAUACAAUGGAUCGUUAACAACACCAAAAUGCUUCGAAAGUGUCACGUGGAUAGUGAACAGCAAGUACAUAACAGUCAGCUCAGUGCAGCUUGAAAACUUCCGAAAAUUGAGAGGUACAACCAAAACAGCAUCUACUCCUGCUUUCAUGUCCAACAACUAUCGGCCAACUCAACCUUUGAAUGGCCGAAAAGUGGAAAAAAGUUUCAAGUCGGAGACGUCUGCAGGAGUUCGUGUCAUCAGCUCCUACACUGUUGUGGUAGCGCUUGUCAUUUCAAUUGUUAACUUUUUGUAAGCCGCGUGAAGAAGUAUCUACUUUAUGCUUGUGUAGAGAAGAAACUACAUUAGCUGU
Messenger RNA from Hydractinia symbiolongicarpus, 1182 nucleotides. Its product is annotated as carbonic anhydrase-like. Gene Ontology annotation, molecular function: zinc ion binding; carbonate dehydratase activity. The transcript is spliced from 9 exons. Bases 175 to 1125 code for a protein of 316 amino acids. The record is from RefSeq and is a predicted model, not a curated record. Lineage: Eukaryota; Metazoa; Cnidaria; Hydrozoa; Anthoathecata; Hydractiniidae.